Tetrahymena thermophila SB210 is the source of this 2109-nucleotide messenger RNA. Its product is annotated as ankyrin repeat protein. Lineage: Eukaryota; Ciliophora; Oligohymenophorea; Hymenostomatida; Tetrahymenidae. Gene Ontology annotation, molecular function: protein binding. The record is from RefSeq and is a predicted model, not a curated record. The transcript has 7 exons.
AUGAUUAAUAAUAUUAAAGAAAUCCCUCAAAUAAAAAAGUUAUAAUUUCGACCUAUUUCUGCUUAUCAUAAUAGUAAAUUUUAACCUGAAAAUCCCUUAAGCCUUAGGACAGGGAGGGUUUAAGAUAGUUACUCAACAGAAAGAGAAACUAAUAGAAAAAGAAGCAGCUUUGCUCAAACUUUAUCAACAGAUAGGCAUGAAUAGAUAAUUGUUAAUAAGCUGUUAAAUAACAGUGGAGCUAAUAUAUUAGAUAAUUCUUAAACUUAAAAUUAUUAUGGAACAGAUAGCUUUGUACCAAAUAGGAAAAUAUAGCUCAGAAAAGUAGUAUCAAUAACAAAUAACUCUGAUAAUGAAGAACAACAAAAUUAUAAUGUUAAUAAAAAAGAAUACAAAAAAUCAUAUUUAAAUAACACUGAAAGUUAUUAGAUAAAAACUUUCACACCAAGAAAUAAGAAAUUUAUGCUUUUAUAUGGAAAGGAAAUGCCAAAUGAACGUACUUCUAAAUCUUGUAUUAGAAGGAGCGAAUCUCCUAACAGAUCAUUCUAGUUAGGCAAUACCGUAGGUCAAUAAUUUAUAAUUAAAAAGAAAAAAAAGCCUAUAAUAGAGCAAGCCUAGUCUGCUUAUCAAUAGCAUGUUACUAAAGAAGAAAAAAUAUAAUUCAAGGAAAUCCUUGUUAAGCUAUUAAAUUAUGAGAAAGAUAUGACGGAUGAUAAGACAAAGAUUGAUUAAAUUAAUGAAAUAAUUUAGGAGAAAAUAAAAUCCAAAACAAAUUUAGAAGCUUUUACAUUCUAAGAAGAUGAGAAUUUAAAGAAUAAAAUAAGAAGCUUAAUUGAGGAAAAACACAUGAAAAUGAGUUCAGUAGUAGAAAAUUUAAAUUAAUUCCAAGAUUCAUACAGAUAGCUUUAAUAUGGAUUAAUAACAGAAGAUAAAUUUUUAAAUACAAUUGAAAAAAUGUCAUCAUAAUAAUAAAACUAAGGUCUUAAGGGAUAGCAGCUACUCAAAAACAUUAUAAGAAAGGUUUAGUUUGCAUAAAGAAUAUAAUUUGUAAAUAAAAAUAAAAUGACAAAACAAGACUCUUUUGUCUCAUCAGGCUCUUCUCCUAGGAUUCAAAAUGACAGCAUUUUUCAGAAUUCUCCUCUAAAUAGCAUAAAUUCUCCCAUAGCAAGUCCAUACAUGAGUAAAAAUUAAAGAUCGGAUUUUUACUAAGCAGUUGGAAUUGAAGACUAGAAAGCAUACAUGAGAAAUAAAAUAAGCAUGCUUUAAACUCUUUACAAAAAAAAGCUGUAAAGUGAUUAAGAAGAUGACAGAGAUUUAAUAGAAGGAAUGAAAAAAUGCUGGAAAUUUGAUAAGCAUGGAAGAAUAAAAGUAAAAGGAUUUUAAAAGUAAAAAUCAAAAAAGUAAGACAUCUAUUCUGCUGAUAGAAUGUCCAGAAAGUAUGCUUAUUUGAGACAAACAAUAAGAGAUUUUUUUAAUAAAUGCGAUAAAAUUGGAGUCAAUCCAGUAUUGGCUUUAGAAAAUAAAUAUUUUACAUCUCUACCUUUUACUCGACCAGGAAGCUUUGUAUUAUUUAAAUCUUUAAAAGAAGGAAAUUUAGAAAUAGUAAAUAAAAUGCUUAGAAAUAACAUAGAAUAUUUAUAUGAAAGAGAUCAUCUUUUGCAAAAUGUUCUACAUAUAGCAAUAUAAAAAAAAUACAGAAGUCUUUCAAUAUGGCUUAUCCAUAAUGGUAUUGACUUUGAUUAAAAGGAUGUCGCAAACAAAACUCCAAUAUACUAUGCAAUUAAAUAAAAAAUGUUCGACGUUGCCAAGUAUCUCCUAUUUAAAAGAGCAUCUCCUUGGUCAAAUAAUUCCAAAUAUAGAUAUGAUCAGAUGACAACAAACUCAGCAUUAAUAAGAUGCAUUAAAAAGGCUAAAAUGAUCGAUUUAUGUGGUAAAUUAUAGAGAGGAAUAACUUUAAAGUAAAACUGGUUGAAUUAAAGGAAAAUAUUUUAUUUAGAUUAAUACUGCAAGAUUCCUGGAGAACUUGACUGCUUGAAUAAUGAAGAAAGGCUUUUUAUAGAAUAAGAAAGGAAAAAAGAAGAAGAAAUAAAUUCUAUGCUUUUAGUGAAUUGA